AUGACAGAUAACCCGAUGACCCAGGUCGAUGGUCCGUUCCUGGUGAGCCCUGUACAAGUGGGCGGAGCAUAGAGGUCGGUAUAAAAGAGGUCAGAGAGCCCACAGAACAUCAUCAGUCUGUACUCGACCACGACUACGACUACGACCAUGAACACUCUCAUUCUUCUGCUCGGACUUUGCUCCGUCGCUGCUGCUCAAUUCGGAGGAUACGGUGGACGCAGAGGAGGACCCGGCGGACCCGGCGGACCCGGUGGAUACAACGAAGGACAAGGAGGAGCGGGAGGAUUCCCCGAAGGACCCGGCGGAUUCCAAGGUGGAGCAGGAGGAGCCGGAAACGGAGCGGGAGAGCUCACUUACGAGGCGAAGGGACGACUUAUUUGCGGACUGACUGGAGUCGAUAAGGUUCGUUUGUGAUUUAAAUAGAAGAGUUCUUCUGAAUAUCUCUUUUUGCAGGUGCGCGUUGUGCUCUGGGAUCGUUUCCGUGGCCGCGAGAACAUCAUCUACGACGAGACGUACACCGACGUCGUUGGAAGUUUCCGUCUGCGCGCCAAUCGCAACGGCUUCGACGGCAAUCUCAUUCAGCCGUUCCUCACCAUCUAUCACGACUGCGACGACGCGGCGACUCCGGGACUCCGCAAGAUGACCGUCCAGUUGCCUCCGCAGUACACCAACCAGGGAGCACUCGUUUUGAAGUCGUUCGACAUCGGAACCUGGAAUCUGGAGACGUCGUUCGCCGGAGAAGAGCUCGAAAUUCAGGGAGGAGGACUCGGCGGACGGCCGAUCGGAGGUUCUUUCCAGCAGGGAAACCGCGGGCAGUUCGGAGGCAACAGAGAGAUCUUCGCGCACGGAGGCAGAAAUGACUUCGGAGGAGAGUCGUCCAUCACUGUCUGA
This is a messenger RNA of Caenorhabditis sp. 36 PRJEB53466, 891 nucleotides long. Lineage: Eukaryota; Metazoa; Nematoda; Chromadorea; Rhabditida; Rhabditidae. The record is from the annotation of a GenBank genome assembly.